AUGAAUGCCAGGAAACCAAAAGACCCAAAGGCCUCAAAAGAAAGAGUGACAGGUGCUAAAAAAGUCACCUUCAAUGCAGCAGGAAGAGAAGAAAGGGCCGUCUCUAAAUCUAAGCCAUCCCCAGGUGCUCCUGCUGCUGGCGGUUACUCACCUUCCAAGCUUCAGAUGGGCAUAGAAACCACAAGAGCUUCAGAAGCCACAACUUCUAAACCAGCCUCUAUCAGCCUGAGGGGCCUUCUAGCCGCCCAGCGACUCACUAAGGAAUUUAAGAACCGAGCCACUAUGAAAAACAAGUCAAGACUCCAGAUCUCUUGUCACAAGCCCAUCACCAUCAUCAAUGAGAAGAUUCCAGUCUCGUCUGCAAUACCGAAAGAGAAAUUCUCUUGUGGCAGAGCAGAAGAGCUGCUAAGAGAAUAUUUACCAACCAAACUCGCCAACGUUACUUAUGAGCCUGCAAAAUGUGCCAGCCUCACUAUUGCUUUAAGUGAAGAAAUAAAACACUUGGUCAAGCAAGUCACUCCUCCUCGGUAUAAGUUAGUUGUCAACGUCACCAUUGGAAACAAAAGCAAAGAUGAGACUGUGGAUAUAGUGGUGACUAGCCAGUGUCUGUGGGACCCUCAUUCAGAUAACUUCACAUCCUCCCAGUACGUGAAUGAGACACUUUUUUGUGUUGUUUUGGUACAUGCUGUUUAUUUCGAGUAA
Messenger RNA from Emys orbicularis (European pond turtle), 702 nucleotides. Its product is annotated as dynein light chain Tctex-type 5-like. The transcript is spliced from 4 exons. Lineage: Eukaryota; Metazoa; Chordata; Testudines; Emydidae. The record is from RefSeq and is a predicted model, not a curated record. Gene Ontology annotation, molecular function: dynein intermediate chain binding. Gene Ontology annotation, cellular component: cytoplasmic dynein complex; cytoplasm. Gene Ontology annotation, biological process: microtubule-based movement. The coding region runs from base 1 to 702 and encodes 233 amino acids.